AUGGGUCAGGACGACCACACAUGCUUUGCGACGAUUUUCGACACCGACGUGGCGGUUAUCCCACUGAUAUCGAGGACCUCGAUCCGGCACGCCGACCCGCAGACAGUGAAGGAGUGGCACCGCGACGAGGCGAUCCGCGUGCUGAAGUUUUUCCGGACCGCUGUUCUGGCCGAGCUGCGGCGCGAGGGUAGGAAAUGGGAGUGGGCGAAGCCGUCCGAAGACGAGGUGCAGGAGAGGCUCGCCGACUGCGACGAACCCCUUCGAGAUAAAAUUCCCGAUACCGUCCGGGACUCGGACGCGGGCUCCGGCCUGCUAGCAAUGAGCGCGUUGAUCUGGGUUGUGAGGCGGUUCCAGCGCCUGACCGGCGACCUCCGUCGCAUUGCCACCAGCAUGGACAAGCCCACCGUCUCGGGGUUGAAGGCGCUGCGGAACGAGAUGGUAGCCCUCAUCAAGAAGCAAGUCCCGCUCAUACGGUCGGGGAAAACCGUUGUUGCUGCCGACGCCUGUGACGACGACGGCGAGGAAGUCCAUUCUGCAUCCGUACCAGUAGGGGUCGCCCCGAACGUCGCUGAUGCGCGUGGCAAGUCGGGAGUCGGCGUCGACGAGGCCGAUGCGGCCGCAGGAAAGGGGGUGACCGGGACUGAGGUUGUUCACGGGGAUGAUGAUGGGGUCCAGGAUCGCGAGGAGGAACGUGAGGGUGAGGGGGGCUCGGAGGAGUCGUCGGGGUCGAGGUCGGGGUCGGGAUCGGGCUCGGAGUCGGAGUCGGAGUCGGAGGAGGAGCAGGAGCAGGAGACGCAGGAGUACGAGAGGCAGCACCAGGAGGAGCAGUUGGUAGAGGUGGAGGACGUGGAAAUAGCGGAGGGGUACGUUGUCGGAGGAGCGGAGGGGUACGUUGUCGGAGGAGCGGAGGAAACGGGUGGGAGAUCGGCGGAUGUCGAGAACGACGAAGGGGAGGGGAAGGGCGCGACAGCGAAUAUCGGCGAUGUCGGCGUGGAGGCGGCUCACGGAGGUGGUGGCAUGGUCGAGGUCGGUGAAGGGGAUAACGCCGCGGUCCCGGAGCAGAGGGGCGUGGAUGUGCAUACCGAUGCCACCGCGGAGAAGGCCGGCGGGGAGCGGUCUAGGAGGAAGAAGGCGGCGAGCGGUCAUCCCGGUUCCACCGCGGCAAGGCGGCAGGCGCGGCUGGACGUCGUCGAUCAGCUGAGGGCGGAGAACAGGCGAUUGCGUGCAGACAAUGCACUCCUUGAACGGCGGCUCGGUGAGCAGACGGGGCGGGUCGACAGCUUGGCGGCGGCAUUAGCUGGGCUCCUCGAGAAGGUGAAGGGUUUGACCGCCCAGGUCGCCGACAGCGACCGGAAAUCGGAGGAGCGCCUCAAAGAGGCCACUUCGAUCAUGGCGACCACAAUCACCGAGGGCCUCACCGACAACAUGGACAGCGCCAUUCAAUCGGCCAAGUCCUUCGCCGAGCUAGCGAGGCAGACGCUGCUGGAUCUUGACGACCCCAAGGGACGAGCGGCGGUCGCACGCGCGACCGCGGUGAAGACAGUGACCGAGCACGUGACGGCGGAGGUGGGCGAGGCGAGGAAGGGGUUGGAGGAGUCGUUCAUCAAAUACAUCGGCGCCGCGCAGACCAACAUUGCCGCCGCCGUCGCGCCCCGCCUAGUCCAGCAGCCGCCGCCUACCGGCCCAGCGCAGGCCUUGCCGGAAGACUUCCUGAAGUCUUUCAAGGAGGACGUGCUGAAGGCGGUGACGGAGACCACGCAGCAGUCCUUCCUCGCCUCCGGACUGAAGAUCAUGACCGAGGUCGUCGGCGGGGAGGCGGCGGGGGGGGCGACGGGGACAUUUCGGCGAACACGAAGCGGAGCAAGGGAGGCGGGGGGUCUGGCGGCGGGGGGGGGGGACGGAGACGAUUCGGCGGGCGCGAGGCGGACCAAGGGAGCGGCUGGGUCUCGCGUCGCCGGCGAUGGGAGCAUGGGAGCCGGCGACGGCAGUUCGUUGAAGCAGUCGGGGAAGAGCGUUGUCGACAUCCUCAGGAAGCACUGGGCUCAGGUUGGAGCGGCCAGCACAGGCCAUGGUGGUGGGGGUCCCGCCGACGAGCAUGCCACUGAUGACGCACUGCCAAUGGCUCCGCCUUCGGUCGGCGUUAAGGAGAAGGAGAAGGCCGCCGCCAAAACGGCCCCUGGCGGGUCCGCGAAAGCUGGCCAGGGCCCGAAGACAGGGGUUGCGGAGGCGUCAGCGGUUCCUCACCAGUCUCCCGCGGGUGCACGCCAUCCGACCGGACCGUCUGCCGGGCGACCUACCGACGUCCCGCGCCAUGCCGACGUACCGUCUGCCGUCAAGGUUGGCCGCGCGGGAAAAGGGGCGGCAGUUGCGGACGCGCUCAAGGAGCAGCUCAGGCUCCUAGCCGGCCACAGGGCUGUUCAACAGGCCCCCCCUGCUGUCGACGUCCCAUCGGCCAGUGGGCCACGUUUAGUGCCGGUCGUCGCCGCCCGUACUCCUGCAGACCCAAAGUCCGCGUCCGCGUUGUUGCGCGCCCAGCUGGGCGCACUAGCGUCGACUGAGAGGACUCAGCAGGCUUCUGGCUCUGGCUCUAAGCCGUCGUCGGCGAAUGUCACACCACCCACCCAUGUGGCAGCUGAUGUGGAGAAGACGGCGGAGAAGGGCGUUCGUGCCGCGCUUGCCACCGGCGGCGGCGCCGUUGAGGAGGUCCCCGCAGACGCUGAUAUCGCUGCCAUACAGGCCCAUCUGGAUGCAGCCAAUCCCCGAACCCUGGCCAUCUCCGACACGGAACAUGUGGAGCCUUCGGCGGGACUCGUCGGCAUCGCGGCAGAGCCUAGUGCGACCGGUGAUGCGGUCGGUGAGGGAAAGUCGAAACGGAAGGGGAAGGCGGGCUCACAGAGGAAGACGCGGGAGAAGUCGGAGGUGAAGGCGGCGGAUAAACAGAAGGGGAUGGCGGCGGAGACGGCGGCGGACAAAGAUGGAGGCGGCAUUGGGGAGGUUGAAGGGAAAGGGGAGAAUCAGAAGUCGCCCGGCGAGGGUACGUCGACGGGGAGGAAGGGGAAGGACAAGUCGGUCGGAGAAGGUGCGUCGACCGGGAGAAAGGGGAAGGAGAAGGCGGUCGGCGAGGGUUCCUCGAAGGGGAGAAAGGGAAAGAGGAAGGCGGAGGAGGAGGAUGAGGACGUCGAGGAGGUGGAGGAGGUCGAGCAGGAGGAAGAGGAGGAGGAGGAGGAGGAGGAGGAGGGGAAGGGCAAGGAGAGGAGGGGUCAUGGCAUCCGACACGAUACCUCGGGCGACAAGCAAGGGUGGGUCGGCGAGAUUAAGGUGCACGGCAUCAAUCGAUACAUCGGCAAGUCGCGGGACAAGAUGGAGCUCGCGUACGUUCACUCCAUCGCGUACGUCGUCUACGACGGUUUCGUGAGCAAGGUGCUCAUGACCGAGCUCACCGGCUUGGACAGCGCCGAAUUGGAGAGGUGGAAGGAGGUGUGGGAGGAGGUCAGGAUCUUGCCGACAGGGAUGUGGACGGUGAUGUGGGCCCGGGGUACGCUCCUUCCAAAGACACGGCUGACAGAGAUCCUCGACGCGUAUCGCCAUUACAAGUCCACAGGCGAUUGUCUCCACGCCGCGCUCCUGCCAGCGAUAUGGUACCCAGUCGAUGUUAGCACCGAGGAAGGCCGGGCGAAGUCGGCGUCCAUGAUGUCGGCGAUGAUAGGCCGCGUGUCAAUGUGCACUGCAUAUGGGAAGACCGCUGCGGCAGCGGCGAAGAAGGAGGGAGACAAGGAGGAGAAGACGGAUAUGGCGGCAUGGGCGUUAGCAGCAUCCGCAUGCGCUGUGUGGUGCUUCGUCGAGAACGGCGAUGCCCAGCUGGCGGAUGCUGUGGAAGAAGGGAAGUCGGCGGCGAUCAUCGGCGGAGCGAGCCAGGCGACCGCCGAUGUAUUCGGAAAAGUCAUGGAGGCGGUGCUGAAAGCCGAGAUGAACAGGGACCGCCCCCUGGGAGAGGUUGCCUACAACGUCGCGCCAGCACUCCAGAGGACCGCCCUUGAUAGGGUCUAUCCGGGGGGGAAUGCUGGAGAAGAUGCCGACGUUAUCGCUAGAGCGACGGUUGAGACGAUGGCGUUUUGGGGAAUGUGCCCCGUCGCCGGACCGAAACUAAGAGCGAGGGACAUCGCGGUGCCGAUUGACGCGCAGAUGAAGGCCGAUCUUGACAACAGCGGGAGGAAGGGUCUGAGGGGCAAGAAGGGGACGAAGACCAGGGGCGGCACGGAGAAGGGCAAGAUGUCGAAGAAGGACAGCACGACGGCCUAG
This is a messenger RNA of Closterium sp. NIES-65, 4299 nucleotides long. The record is from the annotation of a GenBank genome assembly. NCBI's taxonomy places the organism in Eukaryota, Viridiplantae, Streptophyta, Zygnematophyceae, Desmidiales, Closteriaceae.